UUGUCAAAUUGAAAGUAGAAGCAUUUUGUACUUUCGGUUUGUGGUUUGUAGACGGAAUCCGGAAUCGGAAUGCAGAGAGAGCUGAUGAAGGUGUUCAGUGUUACUUUGUGAACAAAUAUAAUGGCUGACAUAACAAGUAACCAAAUGAAUUCAAUCCUUUCAAUGAACUACAGAGGCUUAGAGGACAUGCCCACGUCCUUGAUGAGUUCACACUCUGCAGCUGAUGUUCAGCACUUGUACAUGAAGGGGAAUCGGUUGACCGGUGUGCCAGAAACAAUCUACAAAUUUGAAAACUUAACAGUGUUGUAUUUGCAAAGCAAUAGAAUCGAAUCCCUUCCACAAACUAUUGGUGCUUUGAAAACUCUUGAACUAUUAGAUGUCAGCUUCAAUUAUUUGGAGAAACUUCCCGAAGAGAUUGGUUGUUUGCAGAAACUGAAAAGACUGUAUGCCUUCAGCAAUAGAUUGAAGCAGCUUCCGAAAUCGGUUGGAGCAUUGCAAAAUCUGGAGGUUCUGGGAGUUAUGAAAAAUGAGAUAUCAUCCCUUCCAGCUGAAAUUGGCCGCCUGGUGAAUCUGAAGGAACUGAACGUCGACAGCAAUCACCUGACCAGUCUACCAAAUCAGCUCUGCUGUCUGGGUCAUCUCCAGGAACUGUCUGCAUCCAACAAUAACCUACUCACCCUUCCACAAGAUUUUGGAAUGAUGAAGACACUGGUGAAUAUUUUUGUGGAUAACAAUCCCUUUUUGAACUCUCUUCCUCUGUCACUGAAGUCAAGAACCAACGAAGUCAAGAUUGGACUGAACAGGUGUGGUAUUAAAGAGCCACCGGAACACCCAGUCAGAGCUCAUCAACAUGUCAAGAUCAGAUGGAAAAACUACAAAACAAUUAUCAUUCUGCCAAAGCAGAUUUCUCAGAUUAUGUGCCUUAUGAGCACAGAUAUGCUGGCAUCACCAUUACAGCUCUCGGUAUGGAAGAGGGAUCCCUCAAGGGAUUGUGAUGAAAUAAGCGUGACAUUGUGUCAUGAUGCAGAAUUCAUGUCUAGAGUGCCGAGUCUGCUUGAACUGACUCUGAGAACAUUUCAUCAUGUUCUUUUAAUACGUGACAAAAGUGAUCAUGGAGUGACUUUACCACAAAAUAUAGAAGAACUGGUUCACUGUCCCACUGCACAUUGUUGUCAGUGCAAUGAAGUUCUGUUUGUGUCAGCUUUCCCAUUCAUUUGCCAAGACAACUUCUCUCCUCAGAAACCAGACGCUGUGUUUCAUUUCCUCGGCCUCUGCUGUACAGAGCAAUGUUUUCUUCAGCAGCUCUCUGGUUGUUUAUGAUGAGUUUGAGAGAAUCUGAGAGUGACCUGGAUGUGUACUUCCCAAUCCACUUAAUCUUCUAAAACUGCAAGUCUCGGAUAACAGAGGUGCUAAGUGUUGAUUUAUGGAUGCUUAAAGUCUCGGAUAACAGAGGUGCUAAGUGUUGAUUUAUGGAUGCUUUAAGUCUUCAAGUCUCGGAUAACAGGUGCUAAGUGUUGAUUUAUGGAUGCUUUAAGUCUUCAAGUCUCGGAUAACAGAGGUGCUAAGUGUUGAUUUAUGGAUGCUUUAAGUCUUCAAGUCUCAGAUAACAGGUGCUACUGUCGAUAUAUGGCUGCUUUAAGUUUCGGAUAAUAGAGGUGCUACUGUCGAUUUAUGGAUCAUUUAAGGCUGUAAGUCUUGGAUAACAGAGGUGCUACUAUCGAUUUACGGAUCAUUUAAGGCUGUAAGUCUUGGAUAACAGAGGUGCUACUAUCGAUUUACGGAUCAUUUAAGGCUGUAAGUCUUGGAUAACAGAGGUGCUACUGUCGAUUUGAAGAUCAUUUAAUGCCAUUCGAUCAUCAAAUCUACUUUUGCCAACCCUUGGAUUAAUUUUUACAGAUAUGUGAACAAUUUUACCUACUGGUUGACACUCGAUCAGAAACUGUAGUGCAAGAACAGUUUCCAAGAAAAUUUGUAUGUACAUGUACAAGACUGACAAAGAACAAUAAAAUCCCAACAUUAUAA
Messenger RNA from Ostrea edulis (European flat oyster), 2022 nucleotides. Its product is annotated as leucine-rich repeat-containing protein 28-like. Gene Ontology annotation, molecular function: protein binding. Lineage: Eukaryota; Metazoa; Mollusca; Bivalvia; Ostreida; Ostreidae. The record is from RefSeq and is a predicted model, not a curated record. The coding region runs from base 121 to 1320 and encodes 399 amino acids. The transcript has 9 exons.